This is a messenger RNA of Coregonus sp. 'balchen', 640 nucleotides long. Lineage: Eukaryota; Metazoa; Chordata; Actinopteri; Salmoniformes; Salmonidae. The record is from the annotation of a GenBank genome assembly.
AUGAUCAAGUGCACCCAGCCUGAUGUCAACCCCUUCAUGUAUAAUAACUACGGCUGUUGGUGUGGCUUGGGGGGGACUGGGAAUCCCAGGGAUGAGUUGGAUCGGUAACUGAAUUUCAUUAAACUUAUGUUGGACAUCAUGCCCAGGUUUUUGUGUGUAUAUCUCAAACUCUUUACUUUCUCCUCUUUAACUCUCAGGUGUUGUGAGGUCCACGACCACUGCUAUGAAGCGAGCAGGCAUCUUCCAGAGUGUCGUCCCGUCAUUGACUCCCCUUACAUCAAUCGGUACAGAUUCUCUUGCACGAAUGGGCAGGUCUCCUGUUCAGGUAACAACUGAACUGUAGAAACAAAAUAAUAUGUGGACAUACAUUUGCAAUAAACAAUACAAUCUGUCUAAGCUCUAUGAAACUGUCAGAUGCACUGACGUUUUGUUUUAAAGAUGAGGUUUCAGCUUUGUCUGAUUAUAACUGCUAAUAAUGUUUAUCAUGAGCCUAAACCUGUGUCCUUACUCCUCAGCCUCCAACCAUGUGUGCCAGGCCUCAGUGUGUGAGUGUGACCGUGUCGCCACCAAUUGCUUCACCCAGUCGACCUACAACCCUGAGAACAAGAACCUGGACCCCAAAGUUCACUGUCUCUCCUGA